AUGCGUGGGCAAGCUGUCGUGUGGGCGCUGGCCUGGGCGAUCGGGCUGCUGCCACGAAUCCUCUGUAUCGAGGAUAGUAAACACCAAGCUGCGCUUCUUCAACAACCUGAAGGCCACAGCCCGGAUUUUAUAAGAUAUCAACAUGCCGAAUUUCCCUCUCAUUCAAUUAGAAUCAAGGAACAGAGUGAUGACUUGUGCAAUGCUGGGUCCAAGCAGUAUACCGGAUGGCUUGACGCCAACGGAAAACAUCUUUUCUUUUGGUAUUUUGAUAGCUUGAACGAUCCCCUGACUGACCCUUUGACGCUCUGGGUGACCGGAGGACCAGGAGUGAGCAGCCUGGUUGGGCUUCUGGUAGAAAUUGGACCCUGCCUGAUUGAUGAUGGAGGUGAAGGCACCCACCGCAAUCCGUUCUCCUGGACCAGGAACUCCUCCAUGAUCUUUGUGGACCAGCCAGCGGGGACUGGGCUCUCAUACACGGAUCCUGGAACGGAUCUGCCUACGGACUCGAAAAUUGCAGCGGAAGAUAUGUACAUUUUUCUCCAGAUCUUCCUGACCCAGGUUUUCCCAGAGAGGAGAGAGGUGCCUUUCCACAUAGCGGGUGAAAGUUACGGAGGCCACUAUGUUCCUAACAUGGCUGUCGAAAUCCUCAAGCAGAACAAAAUUCAUCAGGAGAGACCGGAGGUACCGCUGAAAUCUAUCAUGAUCGGAAACGGUUGCGUGUCACCAAUGCAUACAACGUAUGGCUUUUAUGAAACUCUUUGCACAACGAAACCUGGCGUUGAGACGCCUGUGUUUAACGCUACUCGAUGCAAGGUCAUGGCAGACGCGCUACCGAGAUGCAUGUACGUCUAUGAAAGCUGUUACCGAUACCCCGAUAAAGCCAUUUGCAAGGCUACUGAAGAACCCUGUGGGAUAAUAUUCGACCUUUUCGAAAGUGAGUCGCAUGCUGGAGGACGCGAUCCAUUUGAUAUCACUCGGGUGUGCGAGGUAGAGCAUCUAUGCUACUCAUCUACACUUAAUGUCCAAGAAUACAUCAACAGCAAGAGCGUAUGGAGUGCUCUAGAUGUCCCUGAUGCCAUCCACAAUUUCUCCAUCGAGUCACCGGGGAUUGUCGCUGCAUUUGAGAGCAGCAAUGACUUGUAUGCAAACACGAUGAACCUGAUCCAAUCUACUUUAGAGCACAAGGUCGACGUUCUAAUCUACAAUGGCAACCUGGACCUUGCGUGCAACACCGCUGGAAAUCUGCGAUGGACCAAUGCUCUUCGUUGGAACGGACAGGCCGAGUUUGAAUCGCGCGACCUGAGACCCUGGUUCUCGGUUGUGGAGGGAGAAUUGACACCGGUCGGCCAGUACAAGGAGGUCUCUGCGUCGGCGCGGGGGGGCGAUGCUGACGCCCAGCGAUUCGCCUUCGUGACAGUUGAUAAGGCCGGGCAUAUGGUAAGCACCUUGCCAACUAACUUCAAUUUAAAGUGCAUUCAUUGUCCCUUGCUCACUGAUGGCGUUUGCAGGUCCCUUUCAGUCAGCCGGCCAUUGCAUUAG
Molecule: messenger RNA, 1539 nt
Organism: Penicilliopsis zonata CBS 506.65
Lineage: Eukaryota; Fungi; Ascomycota; Eurotiomycetes; Eurotiales; Aspergillaceae
Exons: 5
Coding region: 1-1539 (512 amino acids)
Biological process (GO): proteolysis
Cellular component (GO): fungal-type vacuole
Molecular function (GO): serine-type carboxypeptidase activity
Source: RefSeq, a predicted model, not a curated record